Talaromyces proteolyticus is the source of this 375-nucleotide messenger RNA. RefSeq lists its product as uncharacterized. The coding region runs from base 1 to 375 and encodes 124 amino acids. The transcript has a single exon. The record is from RefSeq and is a predicted model, not a curated record. Lineage: Eukaryota; Fungi; Ascomycota; Eurotiomycetes; Eurotiales; Trichocomaceae.
AUGUCGCAGAAAGAGCUAAAUGAGCUACGUAAGCGUCUUGAAGAAGCAGAACGACGACAAGAGGAAGAACAACGACGACGAGAAGAAGCGGAACGACGACAAGAGGAAGAACAACAACGGCAAGAGGAAGAACAACGACGACGAGAAAAAGCGGAACGACGACAAGAGAAAGAACAACAACGGCGAGAAAAAGCGGAACGGAACUUAAACCUCAAAAUACUGCAAACUCGAAAUACAACACUCCCCGAAUUUCUUAAUGCGUGCCACAAACAUCUCUUCCUCGGUCUCACUAUUCAGAAAGACAAGAAGUCAUCAACAAAGGGUGAUCCUGCCAAUGCAGACCGCAAGCUGCGACCAAGCAGAAUCCAGAAAUGA